GGUAUGAUGUCACAUUUUAACAUGCUUUUAUCGUUCCUCAACACAACAGUGCUCAGCAGUGUUCUACCAAAUUAAAAGAUGUAUCAUGGAACAAGGCAUUCUAGCAUCAGCUGUUCCGACGCCGAAAACUCCAAUCUAUCAGCGCUACACAACCGCCCUCCAGAAUGACCCCCGUUGCUCACAAGAGGUAGCGCUAGGCAGACGCAUCGGCCUGUACAGGUUCUGCGGCGAUAUCGGACGAGGCAACUUCUCGCGUGUUAAGCUCGCUGUUCAUCAAUUAACCAAAGAUAAAGUCGCUAUCAAGGUAGUGGACACCAGUCGUUUAGAUGCUAAGGCGCUUCGCAUGUUGUCGCGCGAGGUAAGCACGCUUGAGUGUGUCUACCAUCCAUUUAUUUUAAGACUGUUUGAAGUGAUAGAAACAUUGGGAAAGAUCCAUCUGAUCAGCGAAUGGGUACAAGGCGGUGAGCUUUACAAUCGCAUCACGGAGGUCGGCCCGCUCAAGGAACCACACGCUGCACUACUUUUCCAACAACUGCUACUGGCUGUGAAGCAUCUGCAUAGUUUAGGUUUCGUGCACCGUGACAUCAAGGCAGAAAAUGUGUUACUUGUAAGCGAAGAGCGUAUCAAGCUGGCCGAUUUUGGCUUCAGCACACAGCUGGUAAACGGACCCUGGCAGCAUCUGGACACGUUUUGUGGUUCGCCACCGUACGCCGCGCCGGAACUGUUCAGUGACGAUCACUACAUCGGCGGUCCGGUAGAUAUCUGGGCGCUUGGGAUUCUGCUAUACUUCAUGCUGGAGGGCUGUAUGCCCUUCAAAGCGCCAACAGUACCACUGUUACGAACGGCUGUGCUAAAGGGUGAAUUUGUCAUUUCCACCAGCCUGAGCGUGCCAUGUUGUCGCGUAAUUCAACGAAUUCUGGUUCACACACCAUCCCGACGACCGACGAUCGAGCAGCUGCUGGAGUGCCAAUGGUUCCGAUACGCACAGGAUCAUGCCGGUCGGCUGGGACGGGCGAACCACCAACAUCAAACCACCAUCGGCCAAAUUCGAAACCCCAACAACAAUGUUCCUAGGCGAAGACGAAAAAAACUGUUCUGGUUUUUUCCUGCGGCACGCGAUCGCCUUUCCUCGCCCGAGUCAAACUCAUCCAGUCGUGAUAACAACCUUAGUGCUGCCAACAACAAUCAGCGUCACCUUCAUCAUCAUCAUCAUCAUCAUCGUCAUCACCAUCAUCGGCACGAACAACCAACCGUGUCCUCAUUGACGAAAUCCUCAUCCUCGCGGGACGAACGCCUAGAUAAUCCACCGGAUAUCCCCAAUCUGCGCACGAUAGCGUGCAGCACCAAGCGUGCCGCUAGUGUAUUGGAGGAGAACUAUCUGCAUCCGCUCAAGCUGGAUCCACGGGACGGGACCGAUGGGACGGACACCGAGCACCAUCUACAUCAGCAUUCCCAUUUUACUACUAGCAAGGAUAUUCUAUCCAACGAUGUGUCAAAUAAUAAUACGGAUAACAAUAACGCUAACGGUACGAAUAACUACAAUAAUCAGCUUACCAACGAUCCCGCGGCAGCUGGUAAUGGGGCUGGUAACCAUCGCAAGGAUAGUGGUCAGCCCGGUCAGGAGCGUAAGCCGCGUCGGUUUUCUUUCGGACGUACAUUGAAGAAGCGUAUCGGACCCAUGGAAUUAGUGUCGGCGGAAAGUCUCACGGGCCCGGACAGUGUAUCGCGACCAGAUCGUGUAAUAGAUCUGCGAGAAAAGCUGCAUCGUACGAUUGACGAAGAGCACGGUCGCUUUAUGAUGUACCCGACGACGGCGGUUUCCUCCGAAGGCAAUCGUCAUUUGCAUCCGUUGGAGAUGGAAACGCGGCGCCUGAUGAAGGCUCUCGGUAUUACCGGUGACAUGAUAGCGCGUGCGGUAACGAAUGGACCGCGCAGUGACAUCAUCGGUGUGUACCGAAUCAUAAUACAUCGAUUACAGCGGGAACAAACGAACGUCCGGUUAGCAUCGACGAAUGGCGGAGCGUACGAGUUCCUCGAGCUGAAGUCAAUCAACGGGACGACGCAAUCCGGCGGUAGUGCCGGACGCACCGGACCUAACAGUGGCGCUGGGCGCAACACUGCCAACAGUCGGCGACAUAUCGAUCAGAACCGUGGAAGGAUCUGUGCCAUUCUUUAAAAAAACCUAAGAACGGGGCCAACAAGUCCU
This is a messenger RNA of Anopheles maculipalpis, 2206 nucleotides long. Its product is annotated as probable serine/threonine-protein kinase MARK-A. NCBI's taxonomy places the organism in Eukaryota, Metazoa, Arthropoda, Insecta, Diptera, Culicidae. Gene Ontology annotation, biological process: microtubule cytoskeleton organization; protein phosphorylation; intracellular signal transduction. The coding region runs from base 86 to 2176 and encodes 696 amino acids. The transcript is spliced from 7 exons. Gene Ontology annotation, cellular component: cytoplasm. The record is from RefSeq and is a predicted model, not a curated record. Gene Ontology annotation, molecular function: ATP binding; protein serine/threonine kinase activity; tau-protein kinase activity.